CACCCUCACCAUCAGUCUCCAGCUCCUCAAGCACUCGACUUCUACAGCCAUGCGUUCCUUGUCAGUGAUGUUGGUGGUGGUGGUGAUGGCUGGUGUUUGCUACGCUGGACUACUUGGUGGUGGUUUUCUGCCACUUGGUUUGGGUCUUGGUGGAUUUGGUGGAUACGGCGGGGGCUUGAAAGGUUUAGGUGGCUAUGGCGGCCUUGGUGGAGGAUUUGGUGGCGGAUAUGGUGGUCAGGCAGGACACACUUUUGUGCUGAGCAAGAGUUAUGGAAGCGCUGGGGGAUUUGGCCACGGAGGAAAACUUGGAUUUGGCAAGGGGGGUGGAUACGGUGGAUUCGGAAAUGGUUUCGGCGGAUUUGGCAAAGGCGGUCUAGGUGGACUUGGCUUCGGUGGUUUCGGGAAGUAGGACGUCACCUCGAGAGGACCAGGUCCAGCACCAUCUUUCUCACCCCUAACUGUUAUUGGAAUAAAAUAUCUG
Cherax quadricarinatus is the source of this 481-nucleotide messenger RNA. RefSeq names its product shematrin-like protein 2. The record is from RefSeq and is a predicted model, not a curated record. Lineage: Eukaryota; Metazoa; Arthropoda; Malacostraca; Decapoda; Parastacidae.